UCAGAAUUUCCAAAUCAGAGGUAGCAAGAAGAAGAGCAGCUAUUAAAGAUACGGAUACAUCAACAACAACAGGCGGAAAACCAUUGUUCGCCACAAAAUGAGACUGCAUUUGCAAGUCCUGGUGGCCCUGAUAACCGCCACGUCCAUUGGCAGCUCACUGGCCUACAAACCGGUGGUCAUUCUGCACGGAAUUCUCUCCGGAGCCGAAUCGAUGGCUUCCCUGGUCCGGGAAAUCGAAGAGUUUCAUCCUGGCACCAUCGUCUACAACUGCGACAAAUUCAGUGGAUGGUACAGCUUGGAGAACGCCUGGCGACAGGUCGAUCAGGUCAGGGAUUACCUCAACGAGGUGGGCAAACUGCAUCCAGAGGGCAUCAUAGUUCUGGGAUACUCCCAAGGAGGCCUUUUGGCCCGUGCGGCCAUCCAAAGUCUGCCGGAGCACAAUGUAAAGACCUUCAUAUCUCUAUCCUCACCACAGGCGGGACAAUACGGCACCAGCUUCCUCCAUCUGAUAUUUCCCGAUUUGGCGGCCAAGACGGCCUUCGAGUUGUUCUACUCGCGCGUGGGACAACACACCUCGGUUGGGGGCUACUGGAACGAUCCGCAGAGGCAGGACUUGUACCUGCAGUACAGCGAGUUCCUGCCACUGAUCAAUAAUGAGAAGAAGACCUCCAACUCCACGUCCUUCAAGAUGGGAAUGGUGCGGCUGAACAAGUUGGUGAUGAUCGGCGGACCCAACGACGAUGUGAUUACUCCGUGGCAAUCGAGCCACUUUAGUUACUUCGAUGAGAACAUGGAUGUGAUUCCUUUUAUUAAGCGAACGAUUUUCACCAGCGACUCCAUUGGCAUCAGGACGCUCCAGGAGGCUGGCAAGCUGAUCAUUGUGGUCAAACCCCAUGUCCACCACCUUGCCUGGCACACGCGCAGGGAUGUCAUCCACGAAGUGAUAAUGCCAUAUCUGGACUGAGCAAAAACCCAAAAAUACUGAACUGAACUAAGCGAUCAAACGGCUGUGAUCGGAUAGGCGGACAAAAGCUCACUCUCAUCAAUAAGCAUUAAUGUGAAGUUGCUGCCUGGGUAACCAGGCUUCAAAAAUGAUCUUUUAUUGAUAAUUAUUAAGCUCUAUAUUUUUACAAACUACUCAUAAAUAGGUAAAUAAAUUGACAAAAAUAUAAAAUUCGUUAAAAGUAUAUAUUCAAUAAACUGUCAUCUAAUUUGUACUUUAA
Drosophila erecta is the source of this 1223-nucleotide messenger RNA. RefSeq names its product lysosomal thioesterase PPT2 homolog (gene Ppt2). Gene Ontology annotation, cellular component: lysosome. The transcript has 5 exons. The coding region runs from base 98 to 964 and encodes 288 amino acids. Gene Ontology annotation, molecular function: thiolester hydrolase activity. NCBI's taxonomy places the organism in Eukaryota, Metazoa, Arthropoda, Insecta, Diptera, Drosophilidae. The record is from RefSeq and is a predicted model, not a curated record.